CUCUGGGAUGACGACAUUAGAUUUGCUCUUCAUAUGCACUAACUUACGUCGUGUGGAGCUAAACGUCGGCGCGAAAGGCACAGUGUGAGGGUCAUAAAAGAGUGCCUAUCCUUCAAGUUGCCACAGGAGGGCACAAGAAGUGCUGUACACCUAAAGUCAUCUACCUCCCCUUUCCCUUCAGGUAUAGGUCUCAUCUCAGCCAUCUUCUGAUACAAUGGCCGCUAGUGAUAUUAAAGUGAAGGAGCUGGACAAGCGGGCCUCAGGGCAGGCCUUUGAGGUCAUUCUGCGUGAUCCUGCCCCAGAGGCAAAAGGAGACUUCCCCCUCUCUCCUCAGAAGAAAAAGGAUUGGUCACUGGAGGAAAUCCAGAAGAAACUGGAAGCAGCCGAAGAAAGGCGCAAGUCCCAUGAAGCUGAAUUUCUGAAGCACUUGGCUGAGAAGCGUGAGCAUGAAAAGGAGGUACAGCAGAAAGCUCUGGAGGAGAACAACCACUUCAGCAAGAUGGCGGAGGAGAAACUUAAUCAGAAAAUGGAAGCCACUAAAGAGAAGCGUACAGCAAUAAUGGCAGCCAUGACUGAGAAGUUCAAAGAGAAGGAUAAGAAGCUGGAAGAGGUCCGGAAAAACAAGGAGAACAAAGAGACAGAGAGUUGAUCUGCUGAGUUGAUCUAUUGUUAAAAAAAAAAUAAACCCAAAGAUUUUUUUGCUUCUUUACUGUGUGUUUCCCCCAGAUGGGUGUGAAAAUAAGUGAAUCCUUCCACCUGUACUUUCUGGUGUUUAGCUAUAGUUUGUAUUUGUUUUUUUUUUUUGUUUUUAUACGUGUGACUUUCACUUGUUGGCUCUGAGCUCUGUUAGCUGUUCUCUAAUGCGCUUUUUGAUAUUGGCCGUAGUCUUGGCGUUUUGAAGGAAGCAUGUUGCUGUUAUGCAUUAAGGUCCUCAAUCUGUUAAUGCAGCCUGCACUCUUGAUACGCUUAUUUCAAUCGGUUUGCGCACUUAUGUAGCACAAUGGGUUUUUAAUUUUUUUUUUUUUUAAAUAAAGGGCAGCUAUGGGUUCUCGAUCA
Molecule: messenger RNA, 1056 nt
Organism: Ictalurus punctatus (channel catfish)
Lineage: Eukaryota; Metazoa; Chordata; Actinopteri; Siluriformes; Ictaluridae
Gene: stmn1
Product: stathmin
Exons: 5
Coding region: 215-649 (144 amino acids)
Biological process (GO): regulation of microtubule polymerization or depolymerization; microtubule depolymerization; neuron projection development
Cellular component (GO): neuron projection; cytoplasm
Molecular function (GO): tubulin binding
Source: RefSeq, a predicted model, not a curated record